Paramecium tetraurelia is the source of this 1554-nucleotide messenger RNA. RefSeq lists its product as uncharacterized. The transcript has a single exon. Lineage: Eukaryota; Ciliophora; Oligohymenophorea; Peniculida; Parameciidae. The record is from RefSeq and is a predicted model, not a curated record.
AUGGGUAUAUGUGCGCCGAAAUAACUAAAAAAGACAAGAGAAUAUUAUUCAAUGCCAAAAUAGCACCCACAGAUCCUAGAGCCCCAAAAGCUCCAAGAGCCCUUACAGCACCACGAACAGAUAUAUAUGUUAGAUAAGGAAUCAAAUAUUUAACAUAUGUAGAAAUAUAAUAUUCCUCCUGAUAACUAGAGCAAUCAUAUCCAAUAAUAAUAAAUUGUUGAAAGGGGGAAUUCUAUUUAUAAGCAAAAUUAAAAUACCAGUCAAAUUCUAAUAAGUGAUGUAUGUAAAAAAUGCCAGAAGCACAUUGGUGAAGCAUAAAAAGUGGUAAUUCAAUCUUGUAAUCAUCUUUAUGAUAUUAAUUGCUUUACGGAUCAUUUCAAAGAACAUAAAACUUGCUGUACUGAAACAAAAAUAAUAAUAAAUUAAGCAAAAUAUCCAAAAGCCUAGGUUAAUGAAAUAAUGAAGCAUAAAUUGAAAUAAUUAAUAGCAAAUAUUAAAAACAAUAUAGUUGUGCAAUGUCCAACAUAAUUUUGUUCAUUUUUAUUUAUUUACAGAAAAGAAUAUAAUAAAAAUUAAAAGAAAAAAUUCUAUUGCCAAAGAUGUUAAUAAGAGAUGGUAUAUGAUGGAAAAAUGUGUAAAUUUAUCGAUUUAUAAACUGUGUAAAACGAUAAUAACGUAAGUGAUACCUAAAUAUAUUUAAAAUUAGAAACCAUUUAAUUUGGAUGUUAAAUUUAAGAUCAUUUGAGAGUGUCAACUAAUUAAAUUAUUCUGCCUUGUAAUCAUGAUUGGUGCAAGAAAUGCUUGUUUGUAAAUUAUAAGGAUUGCCUGACAGCUGUAUGUCAUUGUGGUCAUCGGUAUCCUAAAAAUAUUUUUGAUUAAAUAAGUGAUAAAGAAGAAUGGAAUGAUAUCUAUGAUAGAUAGUUAUAAAUAAUAAUGUGGGAGUCAAAAUAUAGUUGGCAAUUUUGUAAGAACAAUUGUGGUUUCUUUUUUGAAUGUAAAAAUAUGGACGACGAUUGUUAUUGCAUCAAAUGUGAUUCAAUUAAAACUUGUAACAAAUGCAAAAAAGAGAUUUACUCCCAAUAUAUCUAAGUAAAUUAAUGCAACCACUAUUACCAUUUGCUAUGUUCAUUUAGUCUAUUGAUGGAGAAUAAUCUUAAGAAUCUAAGUUGUUUGUGCAAUUAAAAGAUAGAUAAUGAUAUAAAAGUUGAAAUGAAUAUCAUUUGUAUCAUAUGCUAGAAAUACGAAGAUAAUUUGAUCAUGCUCUAAUGUUGCCAUUUCAUUCACUAAGAAUGUUUGGAGAACAACUUAUAGGCAUUUUCAUCGUUUAGAUGCAAUGUUUGUCUAAUCCCAAUUGACAAUAUUAUUUAUGAACCGAGAUUAUUGUCUAUUAGAGAUAAAUUAAUAUCGAUGAAAAAAUAUUCUAAUUAGAAUAAUUUACUUAAAUCUGAUAUUGUUUUCUAGAAUAAAUAAGAAGCAAAUUUAGUUGGCAAUUAACAAUUACAAUAAUAUCAUAAUUAAUAGGUUAUAAUUAACAACAAUUAUGGUUACAAAUGA